Molecule: messenger RNA, 810 nt
Organism: Orbilia oligospora ATCC 24927
Lineage: Eukaryota; Fungi; Ascomycota; Orbiliomycetes; Orbiliales; Orbiliaceae
Exons: 4
Coding region: 1-810 (269 amino acids)
Biological process (GO): riboflavin biosynthetic process
Molecular function (GO): riboflavin synthase activity
Source: RefSeq, a predicted model, not a curated record
AUGUUCACCGGACUCGUAGAAACCGUCGGAACCGUCUCCGAACUCCUCCCCCUCGACACAACCUCCUCCGGCGGCAAUGGCUGCUCCAUGACAAUCUCAGAAUGUGCUUCAAUUCUCACAGACGCCCUCAUCGGCGAUAGUAUCUGCGUAAAUGGCACCUGCCUCACAAUCACCGCCUUAUCCGAGGCACGCGACUCCUUCAAACUCGGUAUCGCACCCGAAACCCUCCGACGUACCAAUCUCGGUCAAUUAGCCGUCGGAUCACACGUAAACCUCGAACGUGCCAUGUCUACAUCCUCCAAACUUGCGGAAAAUCUAAAAUCUGAGGUUUUGGCGGGAGGUAGUAGUAGUGGUGGUAGUGGCGGGGUCAAGCCGCUUCCGCCGAAUUCCCGCUUCGGUGGGCAUUUGGUACAAGGGCAUGUUGAUUGCACUGCUACUAUUAUUAAAAAGGUUCCGGAUGGGAAUUCCCUUAGCUUUACGUUUAAAUUCCCAGCUGAGUUUAUGCAUAAUGUGUGGUACAUCGUCGAGAAGGGCUUUAUUACCAUUGAUGGUACCAGUUUGACCAUCACUCAUGUUGAUCAUGUCAAAGGCGAAUUCGGUGUCAUGUUAAUCGCGUAUACUCAAGAGAAGAUUGUUACCGCGAAGAAAGAGGUUGGAGAGUUGGUAAAUAUUGAAGUUGAUCAGGUUGGGAAGUAUGUUGAGAAAAGCGUCGAGGCAUACUUCACAGGAGAUGGAACUAGGAAUGUCGAAUGGCUCACAAAAUUUAUUGAGACGGUUGUAGAGCGGAAGUUCAAACAACUUCAGGGCUAA